GCUAAAUCAGGGGGGUUGUACAUAGCCAAUUGGUAAGCUUGCCAGCUUACCUGAAAAGGUCUCCCUGUUUGUUUUCAGCUGGUAUCAACUGUGCCAAGACAUGUGGGCAGUCUAAUCCACGAGCUCCUGUUCCAAAUAGAAUGUUUUAAUUAAAGUGUCAUGUUGCAAGAGGUCUAGCUAAAUUCACUGAGCAUGUUUGCCAGCACCAGGGAUUCGGAGCAACUUUUUAAUGCACUGAUGAGUUUUUCCUCUGGCUAGAAAGGGAGGGACAGAAGUUCUGUGUAGUGUUUCCCUUGCACAAAAAAAGACAAAUUGCUGCUUCUCUCUCUCUCUCUCUUUUUAAAUGGUUGGCAAGGAGACUCCUGUCUGCCUGGGCACUUCCUGCUUUCAUUAGCAUAGCCCAACCCACAUCGAACAAACGCCCAGCACUACCUCAUUUUAAUGCUGGACCCAGGCCAAACGUACAAGCACUACCCUGAAUAUAAGGAGGAGAAUGACUGCAAAGAGAACCAUAAACUGUCAUAAGGCUAGACCACAUCUCUGGCUAGGGCAGAAAAAUAUUGUGCUGAACAUGAACAGCCUUUUAGAUAGUUUGCAUGGUUGAAAGCAAAACAUACUCAGCAAGGUUCUGACACUGGAAGAAAGAAGGGGAGGGAGAUAAAAGAAUGGGUGUUUCUUUCACAGGUCUGAAAGUAUAACCUGACAGAAGAAUAAGCGAAUUUCAUACCAACUGGGUGCAGUUCAACAGAGGCAGUGUUUUUUUCUUCUUCCCUUUUUUAUUAUUUUCUUCUGCUACAGAAGAAGGAACAUUGUAAAGGAAAGGGGUAGUGGGAACACAGCAUGGCAGGGGCCAAGCGAAAAAAGAAAAAUGCCAUCUGGAGAAACAUCCAUGCACUUCGCUACGAAGACUUCAAACUGUGGUGUGUAAGGAGGCUCCCUGUUCUGGAGUGGGCGCCAAACUACAACUGGAAAGCAGACCUGCUUCCCGACACAAUUUCUGGGAUGAUGCUGGCUGUUCAGCAGGUGACUCAAGGGCUUGCCUUUGCUGUUCUCUCUUCAGUGCAUCCCGUGUUUGGCUUAUAUGGAUCGCUCUUCCCUGCUAUUAUUUAUGCCAUAUUUGGAAUGGGACGCCACGUUGCCACAGGAACCUUUGCUUUGACCUCCUUGAUAUCAGCAAAUGCUGUCGAGCGUCUUGUUCCUCCCAUGAGCAGCAACUUCACAGCAAACAAUAACUCCAUGGUUUUGGGAUUAUCUGAGUUCGAGAUGCAGAGGAUUGGAGUUGCUGCAGCAGUUUCAUUAUUAGGAGGACUCAUUCAAGUAGCAAUGUUUGUGCUGCACUUGGGCAGUGCCACCUUCUUGCUCACGGAGCCGGUGAUAAGCGCAAUGACGACGGGAGCAGCUACGCACGUCGUGACUUCACAAGUCAAGUACCUCUUGGGAAUGAAAAUGCCGUAUAUAUCGGGACCCCUGGGAUUCUUUUAUAUUUAUGCCUACAUCUUUGAAAACAUCAAAUCCAUUCAGUUGGAAGCUUUGCUGCUCUCUGUGCUGAGCAUUGUGAUUCUUGUUCUUGUUAAAGAACUGAACGAAAAGUUUAAAGGGAAAAUCAAGGUGGUUCUUCCUAUUGAUUUGGUUUUGAUAGUUGCUACCUCUGCUGCCUGCUACUAUGCUGAUAUGGAGAACAACUACGGCAUGAAAGUUGUGGGACAUAUUCCAGAAGGCAUACCACUGCCAAGGUCUCCACCCAUGAAUAUCCUCCCUGAAGUCGUCACAGAGGCAUUUGGAGUGGCAUUGGUUGGUUAUGUAGCUUCACUAGCCCUCGCUCAGGCCUCUGCUAAGAAGUUCAACUACUCUGUGGAUGAUAACCAGGAGUUCUUGGCUCACGGCCUCAGCAACGUGAUCCCAUCCUUUUUCUUCUGCAUACCCAGUGCAGCAGCCAUGGGCCGUACUGCUCUCCUAUUCAGCACUGGAGCAAAAACACAGGUGGCUUGCCUAAUAUCUUGCAUAUUGGUGCUUGUGGUCAUCUAUGCAGUAGGACCAAUGCUAUACUGGCUGCCCAUGUGCGUUCUAGCAAGUAUCAUUGUGGUGGGGCUGAAGGGGAUGCUGGUGCAGUUCCGUGACUUAAAAAAGUAUUGGAAUGUGGAUAAAAUAGACUGGAGUAUAUGGGUUAGCACGUACAUAUUUACAAUUUGUUUUGCUGCUAAUGUGGGAUUGCUGUAUGGCGUAGUCUGCACAAUACUUAUAGUGGUUUUCCGUUUCCCAAGAGCAACAACUCUGAGCCUGAAACAUAUGAAAGAAGUGGAAUGCAGAUUCAAAACAGAAGCAGAUUCUGAGUCCUUACAACCGGUAAAAAUCGUCUCGGUGAAUAACCCACUAGUCUUUCUGAAUGCUAAGAAGUUUCACAUGGACAUAUUAAAAAUAAUCCAGAAGGAAAGCACGUGUGCACAGCAGCUACCUGAAGAUAUGAACAAGUAUGAACAGAACACAUUGCUCAGCCCAUUAUCCAAUGGAAAUUGCCAUGGUGAAUCAUCGUUACAGCAAUGGCCCAGCGAAAGGCAUUCACUAAUACUUGACUGCAGUGGCCUGACUUUCUUUGACUACACUGGCAUCUCUGUGCUUACUCAGAUCUACACGGAAUCUAAAAAAAGAAACAUCGAUGUUUUACUGGCAAAUUGCAAAGCUUCCUUGAUAAAGGGGUUGAAGCUCAGCGGAAAGCUGGAAUCCGAGAAUGCCGUCUUCUUUGAAUCGGUGUCAUCAGCUGUUGGUGCCAUUCAGUUGAACAAGAAUUUCUGCAAGCUUAAUGAACACACUGAGGUCUGAAGCUGACCUGAUAUAGAUAUAUUGAACUGCUUACCUACAGAAGGAACUUUGCCGGCGUUUUGUCAGAUCUUCAAACAUGGGAUUUUGAUGGUGAUAAUUGUAUGCCAAGUCUAUUUAACAAAUCCAACAUCAACAGUGUUUACUGUCAAAAUGUUCCUGGAGGUAUCUCUUUGAGUUACCAGCAAUGACAGUUUUUUUAAAAAUAAAUAAAUAAAUAAUAAAAUUGUUAUUUGAUUGCUAUAUAUUUUUGUAUGCAUUUAGAUAAAUAAUAAUUAUUAGAAAGCAAUUUAGGACAUUUCAGUAGUGUAUAUUGUUUUUAACUCUGUCCUAUUGUAACUUAGUUGUAUCAUUUUGUGCAUAAGAGAAUACAACCUUACUGAAUUUUGUACUGCAGUCGCUGGUAUCUAAUCCCAAGGAUCUACAGCUUGUUACAUGGAAACACAAACUGUGAUGUCCAGAUUAUUUCUUUUUAGAUAUGCAGGGCACCCAUUAGAGCAAUCCCACCGUGCCCCUUUCACAUUCUAUCAAAACCACCAAGGUCACUGGCUGUUUUGAGUGUUACUUAUGUUCUGCACUGCUAUAUGUAUCUUCUCAUGAAUUUU
Molecule: messenger RNA, 3419 nt
Organism: Lacerta agilis (Sand lizard)
Lineage: Eukaryota; Metazoa; Chordata; Lepidosauria; Squamata; Lacertidae
Gene: SLC26A7
Product: solute carrier family 26 member 7
Exons: 18
Coding region: 841-2817 (658 amino acids)
Biological process (GO): transmembrane transport
Cellular component (GO): membrane
Molecular function (GO): bicarbonate transmembrane transporter activity; sulfate transmembrane transporter activity; oxalate transmembrane transporter activity
Source: RefSeq, a predicted model, not a curated record